This is a messenger RNA of Saprolegnia parasitica CBS 223.65, 387 nucleotides long. RefSeq lists its product as hypothetical. The transcript is spliced from 2 exons. The coding region runs from base 1 to 387 and encodes 128 amino acids. The record is from RefSeq and is a predicted model, not a curated record. NCBI's taxonomy places the organism in Eukaryota, Oomycota, Saprolegniomycetes, Saprolegniales, Saprolegniaceae.
AUGACCAAGCGGCUUGCUUCGACGGCCCUGCCGCCGUCGGUCUUCGCGCCUUCGCUGGCGACGCUACAUGCUCGUGUCCAAGAAAAGAGACGACGUGUGUCCAUCUUCGGCGUCCGCAACGGCAAUAAGAUUCUCACCGUGUGUCCGAUCCCAUCGUUCACUGCAUCGAGGCCCACUAUGAUGGCCGCUCCGAUCGCUCGGUGGCUUGCGUCGGGCCACGCGGUGCGUUUGAAGCUCGGCGGCUUUGAAGGCCUCGGUCUCGCCCAAGCAAUCGAACGAUCGCCAACGCUGUCGCACUUGGUCUUGGACAAUUCCUCAGCCAUUACCACGCGUUUCGUGGCUACUGGUCGUGCGCUCCCACACAUCACGCAUCUCAAGUACUACUAG